AUGGUGGUGCUAUUUUAUGGACAAAAAUGCCAAAAUUAUAUGAAGAAACUAAGAAAUCACAAAGUGAAGUUAUUAUUGAAUGAACAAUGUCGAGGAUAAAAGUUAGAAUGCAAUAUAAAUAAGUUAAUUUUUAGGAAUAUUUAAGAAAAUGAUAAUGAUAAGAAUGGUAUGGUACAUUAUUAAAUAAAAUAAUUAUAGGUAAUUUAAAUGAGAUAAUAUUCAAUUAUAUAAUUUAAGAACAUUUAUAAUUGAUUGAUGAAGAGAUAGAAAAUAUUGUUAUGUUUAUGGAUUGUAAGAGUGAGAUUAAUUACUAUAUACUUUUUAAUAUGUUGAAAAGCUCGAAUUAGAUUUAAUAGAUAGAAAGGAACUUAAUUUAGAAAUAUAGACCAGCAAAUGUAAAAAAAGAAAACCAUCCUAAAAUUGAUAUUUAAUGA
Paramecium sonneborni is the source of this 434-nucleotide messenger RNA. The record is from the annotation of a GenBank genome assembly. NCBI's taxonomy places the organism in Eukaryota, Ciliophora, Oligohymenophorea, Peniculida, Parameciidae.